This is a messenger RNA of Impatiens glandulifera, 1636 nucleotides long. RefSeq lists its product as uncharacterized. The record is from RefSeq and is a predicted model, not a curated record. Lineage: Eukaryota; Viridiplantae; Streptophyta; Magnoliopsida; Ericales; Balsaminaceae. Bases 1 to 1530 code for a protein of 509 amino acids. The transcript is spliced from 3 exons. Gene Ontology annotation, molecular function: protein dimerization activity.
AUGAUUCCACUCCCACCAUUGAGUUAUGCUUCAUCAGAUUCUGCCUGGGGAGGAGUUGAAAUGCUGUCAAAACAAGGAGGUGAGAGCACAAGUGGAUGGCGAAAUUGUAAGAGCAUUUUAUUCAGGGGGUUACCUUUCCAUUUUGCUAGAAAUCCCCACUACAUCAAGUCGUAUACACUCGCUGCCAACAACAACAUUUCGAGCUAUGUUCCUCCUUGUUAUAAUACACUACGAACUACGUUAUUAGAAAAGGAGAGGGUACAUAUUGAAAGAUUAUUGGAACCAAUCAAGACGACUUGGAAAGAGAAAUGGGUGACCAUAGUAUCAGAUGGUUGGACUGACAGUCAAAGAAGACUGUUGAUUAAUUUCAUGGUUGUUACUGAGAGUGACCCUAUGUUUUUGAAGCCAGUGAACUGUGAGGGUGAAUACAAAGACAAGUUCUAUAUAUCCAACUUAAUUAAAGAAGUUAUAAUGCAAGUAGGACCACAAAAUGUAGUUCAAGUUAUCACGGACAAUGCACCCGUUUGCAAGGCAGCAGGUAUGCUCAUUGAGACUAUGUAUUCUCACAUAUUUUGGACUCCAUGUGUUGUGCACACACUUAAUUUGGCUUUGAAAAAUAUAUGUGCUGCUAAGAAUAUCGAGUCUAAUGAGGAUGUAUAUGUUGAGUGUCACUGGAUUACAGAGGUUGGAGACAAAGCAUUAAUGAUUAAGAAUUAUAUUCUUAAUCAUAAUAUGGUUUUAACAAUGUUUAAUCAAUUUGCUUCUUUAAAACUUAUUUCUAUUGCUCAAACGAGAUUUGCUUCGAUACUUGUCAUGCUCAAAAGAAUUAAAUUAGUGAAACGAGCACUUGAAUCAAUGGUUCUUUGUAAUGAGUGGAGUACUUACCGAGAAUGUGAUCCCUCGAAAGCUCAAACUAUUAGAAGCACGGUGCUUGAUAAUUUAUGGUGGGAUAAACUUGAUUAUAUUAUAGAAUUCACUGCUCCUAUUUAUGAUAUGCUUCGUUUUGCGGAUACCGAUAGACCUUCACUUCAUUUGAUAUAUGAUAUGUGGGACGAUAUGAUAGAGAAGGUAAAAAAUAUCAUAUAUAGGCAUGAAGAGAAAGAGCUCACGAAGGGUUCUGAAUUUUAUGAUGUAAUCUAUGCAAUACUAACAGAUAGAUGGACUAAAAGUUCUUCACCGCUUCAUUGCUUGGCUCAUUCACUAAAUCCGAGGUAUUAUAGUGACACAUGGCUUAGUGCCGCUCUGAAUCGUAUUCCUCCGAAUCUUGAUAUUAAGCUAUCGGAAGAAAGAAAUAAGUGCCUCAAACGAUACUUUCCAUCAAGUGAAGCAAGAACAACGAUAAAUAUUGAAUUUGCUCGCUUUUCGGGGCAAAUGGAUAUUUUUGGUUGUCCCGAUUCCGUGGAAGAAAGAGGCAUUAUGGAACCACGAAUGUGGUGGAUUGUUCGUGGAGCUUCAGCACCAAAUUUCCAAAAAAUAGCUUUGAAACUAUUAUGCCAACCUUGUUCUUCUUCUUGUUGUGAGCGAAAUUGAAGCACAUAUUCCUUUAUUCACUCAAUUCGAAGGAAUAAGAUACUACCAAAACGAGCGGAAGAUUUAGUUUUUGUGCACAACAAUCUUAGGCUUCUUUCAAGAACGA